Molecule: messenger RNA, 765 nt
Organism: Menidia menidia (Atlantic silverside)
Lineage: Eukaryota; Metazoa; Chordata; Actinopteri; Atheriniformes; Atherinopsidae
Source: the annotation of a GenBank genome assembly
AUGGCUACUUCAAGUGGAAAAUUUGAAAAAGUGUCCAAAAUUGAGACGCUAAAACUUUUGGAGAACUGCAGAAAGGAAAGAGAUGAUGCUCUGCACAGAGAAAGUGUUCUCAGAGAGAAACUCAGGCAGUAUGAGUCGAAGAUCCGUUCCACUGAGGCUCUGAAACAGAAAUUAAAGACCUUGACUAUGGACAACAAGGAGCUGAGGAAGCAGGUGAAGACCCUUCGGAUGGAAAUUGGACUCGAGUCCAGCCCCAAGUUCAAUGGAAAGACCACCAAGGACAUAAUCAAUGACUUGCAUGAAAAGGAGCGAGAAUGCAUUUCUCUGAUAGAGAAGGCAGGGAAACUGAGUCUGACCAUUGAUGACCUGACAUCAGAGUUGGCAAAUACAGUCACUUCUAAAACACUUUUAGAAGACCAAGUGCAGACGUUACAGCAAAAUCUCAAGGAUAUGACCAAUAAUCAACGGCGUCUACUGAAGUUGUGGGAAGACAGGAAAGGCCAGAGGGAACAGCUUGCCCUCCCCGCCAUUAGCCCGAAACCUGGUCAGAUACCAUUUGUCCAAAGAGCAGUUCAGACUGACAUGUCCAUCAGCUCAUCUCAAAAGCUUCCAGACAAUGCUUUUGAGACCAAGGCAUUUUCUCGGGACAAUGACAAGAAGAAUGUUUUGGAUAAACACAGUUUUCCAUCUUAUGGGAAUGGUUUUCAUCAUGACAAAAAAGCCUUUAUGCAUGAGGAAACUAAGGGAAUUCAAAAUGGACACUGA